Messenger RNA from Xenopus laevis (African clawed frog), 4442 nucleotides. RefSeq names its product Mov10 like RISC complex RNA helicase 1 L homeolog (gene mov10l1.L). The record is from RefSeq and is a predicted model, not a curated record. Gene Ontology annotation, cellular component: cytoplasm. Lineage: Eukaryota; Metazoa; Chordata; Amphibia; Anura; Pipidae. The transcript has 27 exons. Gene Ontology annotation, biological process: spermatogenesis. The coding region runs from base 141 to 3884 and encodes 1247 amino acids. Gene Ontology annotation, molecular function: 5'-3' RNA helicase activity; helicase activity; RNA binding.
GAAGCAGCAUUAUCAGGCAGGCAGGCGUAGCAGCACACCAAUUCCAAGCUGUCUGUCAGCACUGCAACCUGAGUUCAUCCAGUUGUAUUUGGUCUGUUACUGCACUACUACUAAAAGGAGCUAUAAAGAAAAGAAAAGCCAUGAUCGGUGUACUCUCCAGGGUCGGUUCCUUCUUCUGGAGAAGAGCUGAUGAAGAAGAGAAAUCAAAGUUUGGUUCAGAUUCGUCUGUGAUUAAGAAUAUGGAUGGUGUAGUUACACGUUUCUGUAAUGAUUACGGAAUGAUAAACGACCAAAUCUACUUCACAAGUGAUGCUGUGAUAGGCAGAGAGCUACUGAGUGUAGGACAGAAUGUCAGUGUUGCUUAUGAAGAGGAUAAAACAUCUGGAGGCUUGAGAGCAAUCAUGGUACACGUAAUCUCCAACAGAUGGGAGAACUAUAUUCCUUCAAAUGAAAAUUCUCAAGACUUGGACAUCAGAGUUUUAAUUGGUUGUGUUACAUCCUGCAAUAAAGAUGGUGGUGAUAUCAAUCAGACAACCUGUUUUUACAUGUGUGAUGUAUGUGAAGGAUAUCUACCAUACAAAGGAGACUGGGUAAAAGCAGAGUACUUCAUUAAUCCAUCCACAUGGAACAGUGAGGCAUAUUCUGUGAAGCCACUGAGAUGUAAAAGAAUAGACCAGAUGAAAAUUACAGCAUUUUAUGGAACAAGUGGUGUAAUUGAUGAAAGUAUAUUCUUUACAAUGGAUUCUUUAAGGCUUCCGAAGGACUAUUAUCCAAGACGUGAUGACCUUGUUAAUGCAGUAGUGGUGGAAAGUAGCCAAUCAUGUUAUGUCUGGCGAGCACUGUGCAUAGCACCAGUUAACAAACAAAGUUUGUCAGCAUCUAAUGCCACAGACUCACUCUAUCCGUGCUCAGCUGCUUUGAUGAUGAACAAAGGGGGCUUGGAAGUUUCCAGAAUGACUAAUUUUGGAGUGAUCAAACAAGGACAGACUAAACAUGUGCAAAUAUACAUUGAGAAUAAGGGAAACGAGUCCCAUACACUGAUUGCUUGCAAGUUUGCUGGGUGGGAAAAGGAGAACAAAUUUAAGUUUGAAAUGUCUGAGCCAACAUCUGAUUCCAUGUCCGACGCAACCCAAUCACUACAGGAUUCUUCUUUUCCACCAAGAGAAAGUACAAUGUGUAAUGUUAAUGUAACAAGUUAUUGUGGAAAAGACAAGGCUGAUCUUCAUCAAGCACUUACUCCCAGUUUACUAACCUGCAAUGAAUUGACUGAAAAGUUUUGUCAUUUGGGCUUUAAAGUGCCUUCAGCAACACCAUACUUGUUUAAUAAUUGUAAUAAAUUAUUGAGGAGUUCUGUUGACCAUUUAUCAACUGGAUUAUACAAACCACUGAGACAUGGUUCAGAAUCUUCAGACAAUCCUAUGGAACAAUCCGUUUUUGGAGCAACUAUACAUGAGGAACAGUCUUGCAAUGUGGAUGGUAAUGUGAACAGUGGAGACAGUGGAGGCAGUGACUCUGUAUUACAACACUCUUCGAAUGCAAGUGAAGCGAUGGUUAUCCUUCCUGGGGUGAAGACUUUUAUCGUCGUCACGUGUGAGGCCAGAAAUCCAGGCCGCUGCAAAGAACUACUUUUGCUGUGCUUCAGUGAUUUUAUGAUUGGACGUUGCCUUGAAGGAAUUGUUGAAAGUGAAGAGGAGUCCUUUUUGCUCCCACCUGCGGAAUUUGCUUCCAGGCAGAACAAAGUUCCCAAUGAAUAUGUGCCCAACAGCAGAACAGUAAUGUCUGCUCCACAUAGAAGGAUUUCUAGAAGACAGCUGCCAAGUUUUCUUCCACUUUAUCCCAUACCAGACAGACUAAGAAAGGGCAUAGAGCAGAAGAUGGACGUCUUGGCCUUAGAGCCUUGUUUGGGAGAGGUUUUAACCUUAUCAAGUUACCGCAAGAAGAUGUCCACCUUACUUUGGCUUGAGGACAUUCAUGCAGAGAUGGAAAUGAGCGAAUUUAGCCUGAGUGGUGUUUGUCUCCAAAAACGUGGAGGAUUUUUGCUAUUAGAAGUACCUGGACUUGCUGAGGGUAGACCAUUUCUGAACCAAGGGGACAAAGUGUUUUUAAAAUACCAGGUGUUCACAACAACUGCUAUUCAGUUUGUGGGCUUAAUUGUAGAGAUACAUGAAGAGGAAAUUACGCUCCGGGUCAAUGAAGAAUUUGAGCAAUCUUACAAGUUUGAACCAAUGGAUGUGGAAUUUGUUGUAAAUAGGGUCACAAGCAGGCGUUGCCAGUUUGCUGUGGAACAAGCAGAGCAUUUAGGGAAAAAAGUGUUGUUUCCAGACACUGUGGAAUUACAAGCUCCACAAGUUCCCACUACAGAUACCAACGCAAUAGAAUCUGCAGAAAAAAAGGAGCAAACUGGAUGCCAAGAAAACAAUCAGAGUAAUCAAACAUCAAGAGGAAAGAAUGCUGUAUAUAUGAGUGAUAUGGUGACGGUGGCUACACAGACCAGCACAAAAGACAGUGGUUCACCUGUGAAGAAGAAAGGAAAAUUCUUCAAUAAUAUGUUGAAUGAUCACCAGAAAUUGGCAGUGAAAAGGAUUCUCAGUGGUGAAUGCCGCCCUACACCAUACAUACUUUUUGGACCUCCAGGGACUGGAAAAACUGUUACAAUAAUUGAAGCAAUAUUACAGAUCUAUUAUGCUUUACCAGAUAGUCGUAUUUUGGUGUGUGCACCAUCAAACAGUGCAGCCGACUUGGUAUGCUUGAGGCUACAUGAGAGCAAUCGGCUAGAACCUGGUAGCAUGGUUAGAGUGAAUGCUACCUCUCGACUAGAAGAGACAAUCUGUGAUGCGAUUAAGCCUUACUGCGGGCCCGGAGAAGACAUUCGCAAAGCAUCUCGGUUUCGCAUAAUUAUUUCCACUUGUAGCAGUGCAGGAAUGUUUUAUCAGAUUGGAUUAAGGGUUGGACACUUCACCCAUGUGUUUGUAGAUGAAGCAGGCCAGGCCAGUGAACCUGAAUGUUUCAUACCACUAGGGCUGAUAUCAGAAGUAACUGGACAGAUAAUACUUGCAGGGGACCCUAUGCAGCUUGGACCCAUUAUAAAGUCUAGAGUAGCCUUGGCUUAUGGGCUGAAUGUAUCCUUUCUGGAGAGGUUAAUGGCUAGACCACUGUACUUAAGAGACGAAGAGACUUACGGAGCGUGUGGGAAUUACAACCCUUUACUGAUUACUAAACUUAUGAAGAACUACAGGUCUCAUGGUGCAUUACUACAUCUACCUUCUAAGCUGUUCUACCACAAAGAACUGGAAGUCUGCGCAGAUCAGGCUGUCGUAAAUAAGCUACUAAGAUGGGACAAACUUCCUCACAAAGGAUUCCCUUUAAUAUUCCAUGGUGUCAGGGGUACAGAGAUGCGAGAAGGAAGCAAUCCAUCUUGGUUUAACCCCUCAGAAGCAGUCCAGACUAUGCGAUACUGCUGCAUUCUUGCUAAACAUGUCACCACAUCCGUGUCUGCUAAAGAUAUCGGUGUCAUCACUCCAUAUCGAAAACAGGGGGAAAAAAUAAGAAAACUCCUGAGAACUGUUGAUCUGUCAGACAUAAAAGUUGGUUCUGUAGAAGAGUUCCAGGGGCAGGAAUACUUGGUAAUCAUUAUAUCAAUGGUGCGGUCUUGUGAAGACUCUCUUUAUGAGGAUUCCAGGCAUCUCUUGGGAUUUCUGUGCAACCCAAAACGAUUCAAUGUUGCAAUAACUAGACCGAAAGCUUUGCUGAUUGUUCUUGGAAAUCCACAUGUCCUUGUCAAGGAUCCAUGCAUCUGUGCAUUACUUGAGUACAGUUUAAUAAAUGGAGCAUACACAGGCUGCAACUUACCUCCUGGACUUGAAUCCCUUCAACAGUGUGAUUAGUCCUCUGUGGCUGCACUGAGAAUGACACUUCAUGCUGAAGGAAAAGCACUUCGAUUAAAAUGGAGACAGAUAUUCUUGUUUGUUUGCCAGGAUUUAACAGUAUGGACUAUGAGUCUGGGGCUAAAAGGAUGGAUAUGAUACUCGGGGAUAUUGGUUUUUGUUUUCUUGUUUUGUCUUUUGUUUCCUUGUUGCUAUAAUAAUUCUUAGCAAAACCACAAUGUAAGGGAUGGGUAAUUGCGUAUGUUCACUCCCACGGUGCUUUUUUAUUUUUGUACCUUGUUUCAAAAGGCAGAAUUAUAUAACUCUGUAAUUAAUACUCUUGUAUUAAAAAUGGCCAUGCAUGGUUAUAUGAGAUGCAUGGUAGAUCUGGCGGUAGUGUAUGGUACAACUGUUACUAUCUGCCUUAACAUGUAUCCCGUACAUUUCUGCCACUAGAGAGAGGUUCCAGAUUCCAUCUGACACUAAAGCAGUCUGGUGCCUCCUUGUGAUUUGUAAGUGUUAGUGAUUUUUCUUGCAGUUUUUGUUUUGCACUAGUCAAUAAAGGAUGAUAAAGUUACA